AUGGGUAGCAAUCAGAAAAGUACUUAUUCAUUCAAGUUCAGGAAUCCAAAGCUAGGAUUGAUUAAGGGAUUGAUCUCAGAUGACUUCCAAUUGGCACCAACACUGGAAGAGUUCUCGCAUAUAGCAGACAUUGUUAUCAAGGAUGAAUUCCCUUACACCGGUCUAGGGGAAUUUCCUACACAUCAACAAAUAGGUUCAUCUAUACAUCUAGAUAAAGCGGAAGUGAAAGUUAAUCUUGGACCAAAAGGAGACACUUUGGGCUUCACUUUGAAGUUCUUAGUGGGAAAAGCUUCAGAUUUCAAAAGUAAAGAAGAUUGGGUCGCUUUCGAUGGUGUGUUAGCCUUGAUACUCUGUGGGAUUGUCUUGUUCCCGAACAUUGAUGACUUCGUGGACAUGAGUGUUAUACGCAUUUUCUUGCUCAAGAAUCCCAUUCCCAUCUUGCUUGCAGAUGUUUAUCACUCCAUCCAUUGGAGAAAUGAGAAGAAGGGGGGGAUGAUCCAGUGUUGCGCUCCUUUACUGUAUAAAUGGUUCUUAUCUCACUUACCAAGCAAAAGGCCUUUUGUUCAGAACAAGGAUAACCUCAAGUGGUCUCAAAAAAUCAUGUCUCUCAUUGCCAAUGACAUCACCUGGUACUCUCGUGUUUAUGAUGAUGUGGACAUAAUUGUCAAAUGUGGCAACUUCCAUAAUGUGCCACUCAUAGGAACUCGAGGUUGCAUCAAUUACAACCCUGAGCUUGCUAUACGGCAACUUGGGUUUCCUAUGGAUGACAAACCAGAAGACAAGUUGUUAGAAGGUUUCUUGCUGGGAGAAGGAGUGAAGGACUUUGAUCUGGUGAAGAGGAUAGGUCGUGCCUGGACUAAAGUUCGUAGAGAAGGAAAAAGGGAGCGUGGAAAGAAGAAUUGUAUAGCUAGAGGGCCAUAUACGAGUUGGAUCCAAGCCAAAGCUUCUCAAGACAAACUAACAUACCCUUUUGAGCCUCCAAUGCAUACAAAUCUUCCAGAACCUACUCACGUCACUAUGGAGGAAGCUAAAGAGCUCAAAGUUGUCAUCCAAAGGUUGGGAAAAGAGAAUGAAGAGCUACGGUUGAACCUUCUCCGGAUUACUGAAGAAAGGGAUAAUCAUAAGUGGGAGCUUGGGCGGAAGAAAACAAAACUUCAAGCAAAUGUGGAAAGGACUGACAAGGAGGAAUAUAAGAGAAAAAGAGUCAAGCAUGGGUUAGAUCAGGCUGACAACUACUUGAAUACCGUCAAAAGCCAACUGAAAAAGGAUGAGAGGGAUUGUCAUGAGAAAGAGAAAUAG
This is a messenger RNA of Lathyrus oleraceus (garden pea), 1299 nucleotides long. RefSeq lists its product as uncharacterized. The coding region runs from base 1 to 1299 and encodes 432 amino acids. The record is from RefSeq and is a predicted model, not a curated record. The transcript has 2 exons. Lineage: Eukaryota; Viridiplantae; Streptophyta; Magnoliopsida; Fabales; Fabaceae.